UAGCAUUCAGUACGAAUUCGAGAUCCGUUAAGUCGGCUAGUUAAGUAGGAGUACCAAAUAUGAAGUUCGCUGUUGUCCUGUGCCUGCUUUUGGCCACCAGUGGUUUUGCCCUGGUUCCCAAGCAUCCCGCAGAUGGAGACAUAGUCUCCAUGCUGGCCCGCCAGCAGUUCGCAGUUCGCACUUUAAUAGCCGCUCCCGAGGCACGGGAUGGAUCGGCCCAGAUCAAUGACUGCUUCAACCAGUAUCUGGAGGACCAGACCAACGUGAUCAUGGGUUACAAUGUGAAGUACACCGGAUGCCUGAGGACCGCACAAAGUGAUCGGGACGAGCUCACUAAGCAGAGCGCCUCGGAGCGCGAAGCCCUUCUGGAGCGCACCAACAACAUGUGCUCCAGUCUGACCCAGUGCGAUACCCUUGCGGAUGGCCAGGAAUUCUUCGACUGCUACCGCAAUGCCUCCUCCGACAGCUACAAGGUAAUGUUCACCCUGAACAGUGACUCCAGCACGGACUAUAACCGCAUCAGUGCCAAGUACCAAGUGAUCGAGACCGAUCUUACCGCCUGUGUGGAUGAGGCUCGCUUGAAUUACGCCCAAGAUUUGGACGCGUGCGACGAGAAUCUGACGAUCUGCUUAAAUGGAGGCGAGACUUCCCCUGAACCGUCUAAUCCCACUACGACCUCUGAAGCUCCAUUGACCACCACUACUCCUGAAGCUCCAGUCACCACAACUACUCCUGAAGUUCCUGUGACCACCACUACUCCUGAAGCUCCAGUCACCACAACUACUCCUGAAGCUCCAGUGACCACCACUACUCCUGAAGCUCCAGUCACCACAACUACUCCUGAAGUUCCUGUGACCACCACUACUCCUGAGGCUCCAGUGACCACCACUACUCCUGAAGCUCCAGUGACCACCACUACUCCUGAAGCUCCAGUGACCACCACUACUCCUGAAGCUCCUGUGACCACCACUACCCCUGAAGCUCCAGUGACCACCACUACUCCUGAGGCUCCAGUGACCACCACUACUCCUGAAGCUCCAGUCACCACUACUACUCCUGAAGUUCCAGUGACCACCACUACCCCUGAAGCUCCAGUGACCACCACUACCCCUGAAGCUCCAGUGACCACCACUACUCCUGAAGCUCCAGUGACCACCACUACUCCUGAAGCUCCAGUGACCACAACCACUCCUGAAGCUCCAGUGACCACUACUACUCCUGAAGCUCCAAUCACCACAACUACUCCUGAAGUUCCAGUGACCACCACUACCCCUGAAGCUCCAGUGACCACCACUACCCCUGAAGCUCCAGUGACCACCACUACUCCUGAGGCUCCAGUGACCACCACUACUCCUGAAGCUCCUGUGACCACCACUACCCCUGAAGCUCCAGUGACCACCACUACUCCUGAAGCUCCAGUGACCACCACUACUCCUGAAGCUCCAGUGACCACAACUACUCCUGAAGUUCCUGUGACCACCACUACUCCUGAGGCUCCAGUGACCACCACUACCCCUGAAGCUCCAGUGACCACGACAACCCCCGCUACCACUAGCGAGCAACCACCUGAGGAAGAUAUUAACAAAUCCGUGCGUUUCGGUCAGAGGAGAUCUUGGAACCUGUUUAAGCGCUUCUUCUAA
Drosophila erecta is the source of this 1640-nucleotide messenger RNA. RefSeq names its product mucin-2. Lineage: Eukaryota; Metazoa; Arthropoda; Insecta; Diptera; Drosophilidae. The coding region runs from base 60 to 1640 and encodes 526 amino acids. The transcript has 2 exons. The record is from RefSeq and is a predicted model, not a curated record.